This is a messenger RNA of Closterium sp. NIES-65, 1284 nucleotides long. The record is from the annotation of a GenBank genome assembly. NCBI's taxonomy places the organism in Eukaryota, Viridiplantae, Streptophyta, Zygnematophyceae, Desmidiales, Closteriaceae.
AUGGGCGCCUAUCUCUAUGGGCGCCUAUCUCUAGGGGCGCCUAUCUCUAUGGGCGUCUAUCUCAAGGGGCGCCUAUUUCUAGGGGCGCCUAUCUCUACGGGCGCCUAUCUCUAUGGGCGCCUCUCUUUAGGGGCGCCAAUCUCUAGAGGGGCGCCAAUCUCUAGAGGCGCUUAUCUUUUUGGGCGCCUAUCUGGGCGCCUAUCUCUAGGGGCGCCUAUCUCUAUGGGCGUCUAUCUCUAUGGGCGCCUAUCUCUAGGGGCGCCUAUCUCUAUGGGUGGGCGCCUAUCUCUAGAGGCGCCUAUCUCUAUGGGCGCCUAUCUCUAUGGGCGCCUAUCUCUAUGGGCGCCUAUCUCUAUGGGCGCCUAUCUCUAUGGGCGCCUAUCUCUAUGGGCGCCUAUCUCUAUGGGCGCCUAUCUCUAUGGGCGCCUAUCUCUAUGGGCGCCUAUCUCUAGGGGUGCCUAUCUCUGGGCACCUAUCUCUAUGGGCGCCUAUCUCUAUGGGCGCCUAUCUCUAGGGGCGGCUAUCUCUAUGGGCGUCUGUCUCAAGGGGCGCCUAUCUCUAGGGGUGCCUAUCUCUAUGGGCGCCUAUCUCUAUGGGCGCCUCUCUUUAGGGGCGCCAAUCUCUAGAGGCGCCUAUCUCUAUGGGGCGGCUAUCUCUAGGGGCACCUAUCUCUAUGGGCGUCUAUCUCUAGGGGCGCCUAUCUCUAUGGGCAGCUAUCUCUUUGGGCGCCUAUCUCUAUGGGCGCCUAUCUCUAGGGGCGCCUAUCUCUUGGGGCGCCUAUCUCUAUGGGCGCCUAUCUCUAUGGGCGCCUAUCUCUAUGGGCGCCUAUCUCUAUGGGCGCCUAUCUCUAGGGGUGCCUAUCUCUAUGUGGCGCCUAUCUCUGGGCGCCUAUCUCUAUGGGCGCCUAUCUCUAUGGGCACCUAUCUCUAUGGGCGCCUAUCUCUAGGGGCGCCUAUCUCUAUGGGCGUCUAUCUCAAGGGGCGCCUAUCUCUAGGGGCGCCUAUCUAUACGGGCGCCUAUCUCUAUGGGCGCCUCUCUUUAGGGGCGCCAAUCACUAGAGGGGCGCCUAUCUCUAUGGGCGCCUAUCUCUUUGGGCGCCUAUCUCUAGGGGCGCCUAUCUCUAGGGGCGCAUAUCUCUAUGGGCGCCUAUCUCUAGGGGCGCCUAUCUCUAUGGGCGCCUAUCUCUAUGGGCGCCUAUCUCUAUGGGCGCCUACCUCUAAGGGCGCCUAUCUCUUUGGGCGCCUAUCUCUAUGGGCGCCUAUCUCUAGGGGCGCCUAUCUCUAG